CUAUCGAUACACCAACAACAAAAUUCCCGUAUAAACGACAUUUACUGGCAAAAAUCGCGCAUACGCCUAGUGUUACCAGUCCCAGAAGCAACUCGACCCUCGCUCCGCGGAGCUCUCUCUCGUGGAGCCCGACGCCCACUGCUGCCGCCCACUGAAAUGACCUCGAAGCCGAGCACCACCACCCCCGCAACCGCCCCCGCCACCCCCGCGGUGGCAGCGGCCGUGGCCAGCUGCAGGCUGCAGAAGCAGCAGCGCCGUCGCCUGGCGGCCUUCGACUUCGACCACACGAUCGUCUCGCAGAACACGGACACCGUGGUGCGGGACCUGCUGCCCACGGAGGUGACCAGCCAGCGGGCCAACGAGCUGAUGGAGAACGACUGCUGGACGGAGUACAUGGCCGAGGUGUUUCGCCUGCUGCACGAGCAACAGGUGCCGGAGUCGCGGAUACGGGACACCAUCCGUGGGAUUCCCGAGGUUCCUGGUUUCGUGCGGUUGAUUAAGCACCUGGCCAAGCGCCUCCACUACGACCUGAUCAUCAUCAGUGACUCGAAUAGCGUUUUCAUUGAGGAAUGGCUGAGGGCCCAUAAUCUGGCCGACUGCUUCGUGGCCAUCUUCACCAAUCCGGCGGAAUUCGAUGCGGAGGGAAGGCUCCUGGUGCGAGCCCAUCACCAGCAAUCCGACUGCAAGCUGAGCGCCAGCAAUCUCUGCAAGGGUCGCGUCCUCGAGCACUUUGUCAUCGAGCAGGAUCUGCGGCGGAGCAUCCGCUACGACCAUGUCUUCUAUGUGGGCGAUGGCAACAAUGAUAUAUGCCCGGUGCUGAGGCAGCGAGCCUGCGAUUUUGCCUGCGCCCGCAAGGGUUUCGCCAUGGAGAAGCACCUGUUGCGCAAUCGCAGCAAGUUAAAGCUGCGCGCCCAGUUGAUUAUUUGGAAGAGCGGCUUUGAUCUGAUGGACCAGAUGCUGGCCCUGCCGCAGCUGAAGACUCCGCAACUGCUGGGGGAUGCGGAGGAUGGCGAGCCCAUGGACACGCCGGAGUUGGCCGCUCGACGAGCCUCGGCUGUGGCCCCCGGGUCAACCAAGUCGCCGAAUUAGAGAGACCUUCAGGAGUAACAGAUGGAACAGCUGGCCAUUGCACAACCGUAGUAAACUACCUACCGCGAAUUCUUCAGAACAACAGCCUAGUAUUACCCGUUUAUGAAUCUUUAGACAUUGGAUUAUAUGCAAAAACAUAGGCCCAACAUUCGUUUCCCAGCGAACUUGGUUUAAGGAUAAAUAACACUCAUUUUAUCCCAACCAAGUUGGCUUAAAUUAUUAAGUUUGACCCAGUGUUUUGCAUACAAACCGAUGUCUUCGAAUCACCUUAGGCGCUAAAUGAAUUCGUGAAGAAACAAGCACGCGAAUUCUUUAGAGCAAAAGGAAGAUUUCGUUGAAAAGUCUAGAUUUUUACGAUUUUU
Drosophila takahashii is the source of this 1451-nucleotide messenger RNA. Its product is annotated as pyridoxal phosphate phosphatase PHOSPHO2. Gene Ontology annotation, molecular function: phosphatase activity. Lineage: Eukaryota; Metazoa; Arthropoda; Insecta; Diptera; Drosophilidae. The record is from RefSeq and is a predicted model, not a curated record.